This is a messenger RNA of Cryptococcus amylolentus CBS 6039, 1192 nucleotides long. RefSeq lists its product as hypothetical. The transcript is spliced from 11 exons. Gene Ontology annotation, molecular function: protein serine/threonine kinase activator activity. Bases 94 to 1086 code for a protein of 330 amino acids. Lineage: Eukaryota; Fungi; Basidiomycota; Tremellomycetes; Tremellales; Cryptococcaceae. The record is from RefSeq and is a predicted model, not a curated record. Gene Ontology annotation, biological process: intracellular signal transduction.
UGUCAGGUUCAUCUUCUCGCUCACACCCACCCGCAAACAUCCCCAGUACCCCAGACCCCAUCGAGACCUGCAACACUACACACCACACCCGCCAUGAACUUCUUCAGUCGCCAAAAGACAAAGUCCCCGGCAGACAACGUCAAGAGCCUGAGGGACAACAUCCUGCGCUUGGAGAACGCGACCGGUGAGGGGAGCAAGAAGAUCAAUGAAGAGAUCUCCCGCCAGAUCGCCGCUGUCAAAGCUGCCCUCUCUGGAGAGUCGGAUGGCGAGCCUUCUCCCGACAUUGUGGCGCAGGUGGCAAACGAGGUGUACGCGCAAGAUCUCUUGAGUCUCAUGGUGUUACAUCUUGGACGAUUCGACUUUGAGGCCAGGAAAGACGUCUGCAAUAUCUACAACAUCCUCCUCCGCCGCCAGCUUGGCACUCGUUCCCCCACCGUCGACACCAUCGCCACCCGGCCCGACAUCAUCUUUGACACUCUCAAAGGCUAUGCCAACCCCGAUAUCGCGCUCAAUACCGGUAUGAUCUUGAAAGAGAUGCUGAGAUAUGAGCCCCUUGCGAGAAUAGUGCUCUACUCGGACCAGUUCUAUACGUUCCCUAAUUACAUCGAGAACACAUCGUUCGGCAUUUCCUGUGAUGCCCUGGCCAACAUGAAGGAAACACUUACACGACAUAAACCCAUGGUUGCCCAAUACCUCGAAGCCAAUUAUGACCGGUUCUUCGCCAUGUACAACACCCUGAUCCUCUCAUCCAACUACGUGACCAAGCGUCAAUCCCUCAAACUCCUCGGCGAGAUCUUGCUCGACCGCGCCAACUACAACAUCAUGACGCGCUAUAUUGGAUCAGAGGCAAACUUGAAGAUGAUGAUGAACUUUUUGAGGGACAAGAGCAAGAAUAUCCAGUUUGAGGCGUUCCAUGUGUUCAAGGUGUUUGUUGCCAACCCGAACAAACCACCUCAAAUUGCUAGUAUUCUGCGGAGGAACAAGGACAAACUUCUGGUAUUCCUCAAAGAAUUCCACAACGAUAAAGAUGAUGAACAAUUCAACGACGAAAAACAGUUCCUCAUCCAUCAAAUUCAGCAACUGUAGAUCGCGGUGUAUUGAGCCACCGGUUCCUUCAGCUCUGUUCCGAAUGUCUUUUCUCAUUCCCUCAUUACGAUCUUUUAACGCCCCUUGCAUGCAGAUUCGAUAUUAG